Populus trichocarpa (black cottonwood) is the source of this 1115-nucleotide messenger RNA. RefSeq lists its product as uncharacterized. The record is from RefSeq and is a predicted model, not a curated record. The transcript has 2 exons. Gene Ontology annotation, molecular function: protein binding. The coding region runs from base 184 to 936 and encodes 250 amino acids. NCBI's taxonomy places the organism in Eukaryota, Viridiplantae, Streptophyta, Magnoliopsida, Malpighiales, Salicaceae.
AGAAAAGAGAGAGAGAGAGCUCGACGAGGAAGUAAUUAAUUUUUUGUUUUAAUACAAGAGAGCUAGUUAAUUAGCGAGGAGUAAAAUGUCAUUUAGGCUCAAGAAAAAACAAAAAGGAAAACAGGAUGCUUUAGCUCAUUGAGAGCCCGACUCAGCAAAACAUAACUGCGUUCCGCAACAAGAAUGGGUAGAGGCAGAGGAGGAGGAGGAGGAGGAGGAGACGCCGAGCUUCACGCGGCUUCGAGGUCAGGUGACAUGAAAGCGAUGGAGACAAUUGUCAGCUCAAACCCUUUGGCUAUUAACUCUAGAGAUAAGCACUCUAGAACUCCAUUGCAUUUAGCUGCAUGGUCUGGGCAGGCUGAGGCAGUGACUUAUCUCUGCAAGCACAAGGCUGAUGUUGGCGCUGCUGCCAUGGAUGACAUGGGAGCAAUUCACUUUGCUUCCCAAAAGGGUCAUUUAGAAGUUGUCCGAACUCUGCUUUCAUCUGGGGCUUCCAUCAAAGCUUCCACCAGAAAGGGCCUUACUCCGCUUCACUAUGGUGUUCAAGGGUCCCAUCUUGAGCUAGUCAAAUACUUGGUAAAGAAAGGAGCAAGCCUUACUGUCAGGACAAAAGCAGGAAUGACCCCUCUUGAUCUUGCAACCAAUGAAGAAAUCCGCUUGUUUCUGGAAGAAAGUGAAAAGACAUCGAAGAAAGAAACCCUGAAUGGAAAAGACAAAGCUGAAGUAUCUGAACCAAAGACAUCAUUGGAGGAUAAAUCAGAGUAUUCUGGUGGUGAAGCUACUGCUGGGGAGCAUGAAGAACAAGUGAAUGAAAGUGUUAAGAGGAAGGGUGAAGCAGAUGAUACUAAGGAAACCUCGUCAGAACUGAAGAGAGCAAGAGUUGCACUCAAUCAUCUUCUGAGCGCAGACGACACUCAGGAAGAAGAAAACCUGUGAGGAUAGUAUAUAAGAUAGCGGGCUAACCAACCUUUUAACCAAGCAUCCCGGCAACAAUGUUCUUGUCUUAGGGUAUAUCAUUUGUAUGACUUGAAAAAAUCCUUCUUUUUCACUUGCUUUUGGACAUGGAUUUGCUUGUGCGACUCCGAUUGAUUUACUAAUUAUCUUACUUUGUGCAA